UGUGGGAAAUGGAGAAAGCUCGACUCGUGCGUUUGUUGGGAACCGUUCUGGACCAGGAGCUGGAGGAGGACGAUAUCUUUAUUAUCGAAGAUGAUCGCGAGGAGCCGGUGUCGAAGAUCUCGCCUGCAGAAUUCCACGACCGUCUCCGUUUCCCGCUGUUCGAAGUUCUUAAGUAUCCGUACCUGCUUUGCUACCGUGAUCUGUGUGAUUUGGUGGUAAAGGCCUUGUGUAAGUUGCAGGAUAUGAAGCAGUCUUUGACUGUGUUUGAGAAGUAUCAAGGAACAUAUCUGCUUCUCGUUCAUCCCAACGAACAGGUGCGCCGUUGGGCAAUCGAUACAGCAAAGACCAUGAAGAGUGUGGACCGGGACACCUACUAUGACCUUAAAGAGAUUUUCUUUUGCAUGUUUUAUAUCAUUGAGCUUGGAAUAUCUUUGGACUUUCCAGAUUUGGAGCCAGAGUCUUAUGCAGGGGGCGUUGUACAAAUGCUGCCUUCUCACCUCUAUGACUCGCAAAAUAAGAAGAACUACUGGCUAGGUCUGUUUAUUAGUUUUCUCCAAAUCCUCUUUUCAUAGUGGCCUUUUGUUACUAAACUUUUACAAUUUGAGAUUUUGGUUUUUCUCACUCUAGCUAGACAGCAGUCUUUCCUGUUAAGUUUCUGUUCUUCUGUUUGACACCGAUUUCAUCCUGCGGUUAACUCUUUCCCUGUCAGCAUUU
Messenger RNA from Sinocyclocheilus grahami, 714 nucleotides. Its product is annotated as probable helicase senataxin. Bases 9 to 572 code for a protein of 187 amino acids. The record is from RefSeq and is a predicted model, not a curated record. The transcript is spliced from 3 exons. Lineage: Eukaryota; Metazoa; Chordata; Actinopteri; Cypriniformes; Cyprinidae.